This is a messenger RNA of Myodes glareolus (Bank vole), 3089 nucleotides long. RefSeq names its product transmembrane protein 72 (gene Tmem72). The record is from RefSeq and is a predicted model, not a curated record. Lineage: Eukaryota; Metazoa; Chordata; Mammalia; Rodentia; Cricetidae.
UGCUAAGCUAGGAAGGUGAGCCCUGUUCACACCUCAGCCAGGCUGUGGCAGCAAGAACUAGAUCAGGAAGGCAGAACCCAGAGGCCCAGGGGGCCCCGGCCAUCCCCUACAUCCUCCUGCUUGUGAGGGGGCAUCGGAGCAUCUCAGACCCAGAGAAAUCAUUGCAGUCUGCCCUUCUGUGAGUCUGCUCACACCUCAGGCACCAUGAAACUCCAGGUGUUCUGGACUGGGCUGGAAUAUACCUGCCGGCUCUUGGGCAUCACCACAGCUGCAGUGUUGAUCGGAGUGGGCACCGAGACCUUCCUCCAGGGGAAGUUCAAGAGCCUGGCCUUCUAUCUGCUGUUUACAGGAGUCACCAUCUCUGUGUGUGAAGGAACCUACUUUGUGGCUCAGCUGUUGGCCAUCUGCUUUAAGUGUCAGCCGGGGUCUCUGGCACACAGAGCAAGGGAGAAGGCCCAUUGGCUGGGCUGCUUCCAGAAGUUCCUAGCCUACACGCUGUUGUCUGUGGCCUGCUUCCUCCACCCUGUUCUGGUCUGGCAUGUGACCAUUCCAGGCUCCAUGCUAAUCAUCACUGGGUUGGCCUACUUCCUGCUGAGCAAACGGAAGAAAAGAAAGGCUUCCCCAGAGGCGCCGGCCCCCACAGAGCAGUACACAGACCCCUCCAGCAGCACCGUGAGCACCACAGGCUCUGGGGACACCGAGCAAACUUACACUUUCCAUGGGGCUCUCAAGGAGGGGCCUGGCUCGUUCUUCAUCCACAUGAAGAGCAUCCUGAAAGGCACCAAGAAGCCCCAUGUCCUGCAACCCCAAGGUGCCCUAAUGGAACUGGCGCUGGAGCCAACUGACUCCUUGGCCAAGAAGAAGCAGGUUCACUUUGAAGACAGUGUGGUCAGAAUCAUUCCGUCCCUCACUGAAGGCCUGGGUGAUGACAGUGACAGUGGGCCAGAGGAAACUGCCUCUGACACCACCCCCAUCAUCCCUCCCUCCCAGACCCCACACUUUCUGCCUCCUCUCAUGGCCACUGACCUGUUCUGAGCUUCUCAGCUAGAGGUCUACAGAUGGAUGGACCUGCCAGAGGACUCCUAAUAGCCGUGGUCCCUGUCGAGAACUCAGGGUAUCCGUUGGUCAGCUGUUCUACACUUCUCAAUGGUGGCUGGGGUUUUGGAACUAUGAGAGAACGUACCAUGCCAGAUCUGUGGAGAUCUCCAGGGUGGCACAAAUGGGGCUUUCCCAUGUGGAAUCAACACAGCCUCCUCCUUCUUGACCAGGAGAGGGGAAAUAGAUCAUGGUUCCAUUUUCCACAAGGCUGAAGACCCAACUUGCUAAGUCCCAAAGGAACGAAAGAUACCAACUCAGUUUCCCUUGCACCCAGCAAAGGGUUCAGCCUUCAGCAAGGACCCAAUGUUGCAUUUUGCACAUGAUGCAGCCUACUAGUGCUGAAGGCCCAAGGGUACAUCAGCAGUGUGAGUAUCUCAGCAAAAGGUAUUGGAUGAAGUGGCCAUGAAUCCUGAGAAGAUUGCUCAGGAUAGAUAUUGGAGGGACGCUUCAGAUCUCAAGUGAGACUAGCCUGGCAAUGGGCUGCAUUCUCUGCAUAUUCUCUGGGCCUGGGCUGGGCAUCAGACAUUUCAGAAUCCCCAGGGAAACAAUGCCACUCUGUGCUGACUGCCGGGAAAACUGGCAAGAAGAGCAUCUCUCAUUCCAGAAGGAUAGCUAAGGGCUUCCUGCCACCCCACCCCACCCCACCCCCACUCUAUGGGCAGUGUUCUGAUUCCAAGAAGAUGGUGUAGGCUACAAAGAGUCUGCGAGCCUGUAACAGGAAUAAGCAGGACGUAGCAUAGAGUAUUCACUGCAGGCCAGGACUCUGGGGCGCUGCUCUCAGAGAGUUGCCGAGUACAGGGAAGUAUGUCUGCCAUGCUUAGGCACCUGGGAGUAGGAUGAAUGAUUAACAAAUGUUUGCUCAAAAUAGGGAGGAAGGGAGGAAGAAGAGGGAAGAAGGGCACGUGGGGGGAGAAGAGCGAGCAGGCAUGCUCUCCAUCCAGGGGCUACAGAGGUGACAGGGAAUUUGAGUUAGAUAUUUCUCAGUAAAAAGCUUUGCAACACAUCUCUUAGUUCUAAACAGUAUGUUUGGUCUGCGGGACGAUUGCCAGGAGGAAUAGACACGUUAUUCCUUAUAGAUGACCACAGUGUACAAGCAACAGGAAGGAAGAGCCCUAUAGUCUGUGACUGGAGAAGGGGCUCACACCAGGGUUCUCUGAGGGAUGGGCCUCGAAGCACACAUGCUAGAGUCUAGAUAAGCAAUAUGUUCAUUGUAUAAUUUUCCCCGCUUAUGAAGUAUUCUUUCGGGGAGGGGGUGUGUGGAAAUGAGGAGGUAUCAGCCUGGUGCUUAGCAUGGUCGAGGUUCCAGACCUUGCUUGCAAUAGAGGAUGUGUCUGCUCGGACUGUCGUAGUGAAGGUGGAAAGCAAGCUAGGAGGGCUGCAGUAGGCAGGCGAGAUCUACUCAACCCAUUGCUCAAGUCAAAACCUGGAAACCUAAUGGAGGACUAUAAGCUCUGACUGCAAGGGCAUUAAAGCUAUUUUGACUUUCACCAAUGAGGGAUGUUAGUGCAGUCAGGGAAUAAUAAAAUACACAGACUGUAGGUGUGGGCGGGUGUGUCCCUUUACUACAGAGACCUCAUGGUGAGGGAAGAACCAGGAAACACCAUGACACCCUAAAUUAGUCUAAGGCAAGGCCAGUGCAGAUCCAAAAGACCACCUCAACUCUGGAUUUCAGGGCUAGAGCCCCAGGAACAGAUCAUCCAGCUGACACACGACAGAAGCCAGAAGCAACAAACCCCAUAACCCGGAGGAGACGGGUCUUGGUGCCCUCUUUCUGUGCCUCUGUUUUAGUUACGUUCUAUUGCUGCAGUAGAAUACCACGGCCAAAAGCAACUUAAGGAAGAAAUAGUGGAUGUGGCCUAUGGUUCCAGAGAGCUAGAGUUCAUGAUAACAGAAAAGAUCUGGCAAGUAGUCGGAGCUAGAAGCCAACUGGUGAUACUUCAUCCACACACAGGAAAUGUGUGUGUGUGUGUGUGUGUGUGUGUGUGUGUGUG